Dreissena polymorpha is the source of this 2264-nucleotide messenger RNA. Its product is annotated as T-complex protein 1 subunit eta-like. The coding region runs from base 138 to 1763 and encodes 541 amino acids. Gene Ontology annotation, molecular function: ATP binding; ATP hydrolysis activity; ATP-dependent protein folding chaperone. The transcript is spliced from 12 exons. Gene Ontology annotation, cellular component: chaperonin-containing T-complex. NCBI's taxonomy places the organism in Eukaryota, Metazoa, Mollusca, Bivalvia, Myida, Dreissenidae. Gene Ontology annotation, biological process: protein folding. The record is from RefSeq and is a predicted model, not a curated record.
UUAACUGCACUGUAGAUGUAUAAUUUUUAAGAUUAUACCGACUGUUAAAAAUGUUCGUGUACUUUCCGUGUACAUGUAGCAACAAGAUUAUUUCUCGAAGAUUCUCUUUUCUAGUGUCAACUAAUUAGACAUCUGAUAUGCAACCACAGAUAAUUCUUUUAAAAGAAGGCACAGACUCCUCCCAAGGGGUGCCGCAGAUAGUUAGCAACAUCAAUGCCUGUGGAGCCAUAGCAGAUGCUGUCAGAACAACACUCGGCCCUCGUGGCAUGGACAAGCUUAUUGUGGACAAUAGUGGCAAAGCAACCAUUUCAAAUGAUGGUGCAACAAUUUUGAAGACAUUGGAUAUUGUUCAUCCCGCAGCCAGAACAUUGGUUGAUAUUGCAAAAUCGCAAGAUGCUGAGGUUGGAGAUGGUACCACAUCAGUUGUUCUGCUGGCAGGAGAAUUCCUCAAACAAGCCAAACCUUAUAUUGAGGAGGGAGUUCACCCGCAAGUUGUUAUACGAGCAUUUAGAAGGGCUGCAGCCUUGGCAGUGGACAAGGUGAAGGAAUUGGCUGUACAAAUCAAGAAAAGUGAUCCAGAGGAGCAGAAGUCCAUGCUGUUGAAGUGUGCCUCCACAUCUCUGAGCUCCAAGCUGGUGGCCCACCAGAAGGAGUUCUUCUCCAAGAUGGUUGUCGAUGCAGUCCUCAUGCUAGACGAGCUGUUGCCUCUCAACAUGAUUGGCAUCAAGAAGAUCACCGGUGGAGCACUGGAGGAUUCCCGCCUGGUAGACGGGGUGGCAUUCAAGAAGACAUUCAGCUACGCUGGCUUUGAGAUGCAGCCCAAGAGCUACAGUGACCCCAAGAUUGCCCUCCUCAAUGUUGAACUGGAACUCAAGGCAGAGAAGGAAAACGCAGAGAUACGCAUUGACAAUGUCACUGAGUACCAGAAGAUUGUGGAUGCUGAGUGGAAGAUCCUGUAUGACAAGCUGGAGAAGAUCCACCUGAGUGGGGCCAAGGUUGUGCUGUCCAAGCUGCCCAUUGGGGAUGUGGCCACACAGUACUUUGCUGACAGGGACAUGUUCUGUGCCGGUCGUGUGGUAGAGGAAGACCUAAGGAGGACCAUGAAGGCAUGUGGAGGCUCCAUCCAGACCUCUGUGGGAAACCUGAAGAACAACGUGCUGGGGACCUGUCAGAAGUUUGAGGAGAUACAAGUAGGAGGGGAUAGGUACAAUCUAUUCACUGGCUGCCCCCAGGCCAAGACCUGCACACUGCUGUUGAGAGGAGGUGCAGAGCAAUUCAUAGAGGAGACCGAGCGUUCCCUCCAUGACGCAAUUAUGAUUGUGCGUAGGGCCAUGAAGAACGAUGCCGUAGUGGCAGGUGGUGGUGCAAUCGAGAUGGAGCUUAGCAAGUACCUGCGAGACUGUUCACGCACGAUUGCUGGCAAGGAGCAGCUAUUGAUGGGGGCCAUGGCCAAGGCAUUUGAGGUGAUCCCUAGACAGCUGUGUGAGAACGCAGGCUUUGACGCUACCAACAUUCUCAAUAAACUGAGGCAGAGCCAUGCACAGGGAGGUCGUUGGUUUGGUGUGGAUAUCCUAAAUGAAGACAUAGCUGACAACUACGAAGCCUUUGUAUGGGAGCCCUCUGUUGUGAAGAUCAAUGCCAUCACAGCGGCAGCAGAGGCCACCUGUCUGAUACUCUCUGUAGACGAGACCAUCAGAAAUCCCAAGUCCAGCCAGGAAGGGGGAGGAGGUCCCCCUGGCAGGGGGCGGGGCAGGCCCAUGUAGGGAGAGGGUGGGACUAGAUCUGUCUGUGUGCUUGAACUAAAUAGUGUGCUUCUUUGGUCUGAGAUAAGAUUUAUUUAUUUUUUAUGGCGGGGUAAAAAAGCUGGCACUGAUGAUUACAGAUAAAAAUUUGAAGUAUUAGUAUAUUUUAAUGGCAAAUGUUGUGCUUGUUGUCUCUGAAGCCCUUUGCUAGUCACUGAACACGUUCAGUGACAUCAACUAACUGAGCAUCAUGCUUGAAUGGAAGUCUUAAAUUGUUGCAUUAUUUAUUAUUGCAUAACAAUUGUUUUCAUAUCCCAGUUGAAUGCUCAAACAUAAGUUGAGCUUACAGUCUUAGCUUUGUGUUCAAGAUGAAAAUAAUGUAUGGUCGUUUUACUCCAGUUUGUUUCAAUUAUUUUGAUAUACAUUCAAUAUCUAUUCAUUAUAGGAACACAGGUUAAUUUAUGAACGCUUUUCAUUUUCAAAUUUCUACUGUGAUUUUUAUAAAUAAACGUAAAAAAUGCA